Molecule: messenger RNA, 5417 nt
Organism: Pan troglodytes (chimpanzee)
Lineage: Eukaryota; Metazoa; Chordata; Mammalia; Primates; Hominidae
Gene: ARHGAP36
Product: Rho GTPase activating protein 36
Exons: 12
Coding region: 2710-4317 (535 amino acids)
Biological process (GO): signal transduction
Source: RefSeq, a predicted model, not a curated record
AGGCUUAUUAUUUAUUUGCGCUGUCUAUAUUACAAUGUGUGCACAUUUUGCAUCCUGCCUUUUUUUCAUUUAAAAAUAUCAUACGCGUAUUUUCAGAUUAUCAUAUAAGCUUCUAAAUUAUACACUUAAAAAUAAUUGCAUAAUAAUUCAUUGAGUGAAUCAACAUUAUUUGCAUAGCUCAAUAUCCGGCACCUAGAGGACAUUUGAAAAAUAUUUGUUGUAUGAAUUAAUGGAUUGAUGGAUGAAUGCAUUUCCCUAUUAUGUCUAUUAUGCCCUUCUACCCCAGGAAAUUUAGUUAAGGAUAAAGAUUUUCAAAGGGAAUGUAACACUAAGUAAUUAAGUGGCAGAGUAGGCAGGUCAAAGAAAAGGGACAGGGCAGAACUGCUAACUUAGUUACUAAAUCAAUUUUUUAAAGAAUUCUGACCUCUGUAUUUCCUCUUCUCUUUUUUCCCAAAAGAGUAGAUGCUUUGGUCCACCUGGAGCUUUUUCAUAGCUAUUAAUAUCCCCAUUUUACAGGUGAGGAAACUAAGCUUCAGAGAGAUUAAAUAACCCUCCCAAGAUUACAUGGCUAGAACAUAGCAGAAUUGAGCUUCCAAUCUAGGUUUGUGAGUUUCUGUAGCUUUGUUCCUUUAUUACAUUAUACCUCUUGAGAAAAAGGCAACAAAGAAGGACGGCUGUCAUGGGUUUGUACCUCAUGUAGAGCUGCCCUGGAAGCAGCUCUAAAUUUCAGUUUCCGAGGACUCUGGGAUUGGACCAAGCAGGCAGAUUUUGUGCCAUGAGGGAGCCCAAAAAAAGCUCAUUCAGUUGGAAAAAAAAGGAACCCAUUGAGGCCAUUUCAAAAGCUGGUGCUGGAUAAGCUCAUGGGAAGAGGUAAGGCUGAGAUUUCAAUAUCCAGGGCCUGAAACUGGACAUUUCUAGAUGUUAGGCUUGUUUGGCUUGGAUGACUAAGUAUUCGUAAAGAAGAAAUCGGUAAAAGAGCAGGUCUGGUGAGUGUUUGUUGUCUGUGAUUGCUUUUAGAAAACAGAGAAAAUCAAAAUGAUUUAGAAGUUGGUACAAAGGCAGAGAGGUACCAUUUUUCCCAGAAAGGAAGGAAAACGAGUGGAGGGCCUUUAAACUCUGAAGAUAGCUCUGCUUUGCUAAGAAUUGUACAGCAAAGUACAGGCAAUUUUUCCAUUUUAUGCACCCCUUUUGCCGCAUUAAUACUAAUAUCAGUGGUUAGCAAAGCAAAUAUAAUAACUGCUCUCCCCAGUGGACCCAGUGAUUGAGGCUUCCACUCCUCUGGCCUGCAAUCGAACAGUUGGAAGGAGAUUUUCCAUAUUUCUUUCUACCUCCUCACUAGCAUUUUGAUCAACAGAGCCCCAUUCUCCCAGUGGAGAAAAACAAGGCACAGAGUCACGUCUGUGGAGCUACCACUGGCGAAUUGGGAGAGAAAUUAAUUUGGGCCCCUGGGCUUGAAGUAAAAAGGAAAUUUCGUUUAGAAGCUCUUCCUGCCUAAUGUGGUCCAUCUCUGGUGGCUGCUUCUACCCCAGGAUUUGGGGGGCAGGGCUGUUUUUACCACCACCAGAGGCCCCAAACACUGAACCCAUUAUGGCACGUGCUUCCAUAUGUAUUUAAAACGUAAAAAUACAAAGCCAUAAAAGAAGUGUAAGAAAAUCCAACACAGUACCACCCUCCAUUGAAAUAUCAAAUAUCAAAUUCUUUCUAAAAAUAAAUGUGGGUCCCCCUCCCAUAUCAGUGCCCAGUGGAAUCUGUAAGUCGGCAGCAACUGGGGGGCACCCCACGUUUAUACAUACUUGACACUGGGUUCUUUUAUCUCAGUUGAUGAUCAACCCCCUCAGUACAAAGGUUCCCAGGCAGGAGAGCAUCUCCCUCUUCGCUGCGGAAUUCGCAGGAGAAGGGAAGUAAGAUUACUCUCAGAUAUGGGACUUCUUGGGGGAGGCGGCAAAAUCGUUUUUCCUGCUCACAUUCUUGGUCCUCUAGAACGGACCAGUGAUUUAAAUCAGACUUGGAGCUACUCGGGGCUGAGGUGAUGCCUGCCCUAAGAGAGGGGUUAAGGGUGGGGGUGGGAGGGUCCCCAAGGGCUGAGACAGUAUCUCCCCUUUAGAUUCAGGGAUCCCGGGGAACACACUGCUUCCCGCUUAGACUAGGCCUCUUGAGGGCUGAGAUAACGCUCCGCUAAAUCGUGGAGUUUUCUAGAGCCUGGGAUACUGUCUCGCCCUCAGAUCUGAGGCUCCCUGGGACAGGUGCGCUACCUCGCCUUCAAAUUCCAGCCUUUGGGGACAGGCCUGCUUUUAUGUGCCCGAUCAAGGGCUCCUGGGGUGGGGCUGGGGGACAAGGACCUUCCCUCCCUCUCAGAUUUGGGGCUCACCAGGGCUGAGAUGGCGUCUCCCCUCAGACUCUGGGCUCCCUGGGGGUAGGGGCAGGGUCCCGCCCUCAGAAUCAGCUUCCCAGGACAGGAGCUGUGUCUCUCUGCCUCCCUUCGCGUGGGGCAAGGGGCUGCGGGACCAGCGGCCUCUCUUCUGGCAGGAGGGGGGGUUCCCCGGAGGCCCUGCCCCCUUCGUGACAUGCUCGAGGUGUCCGGUGACCGAGACACUCUUAGCUGGGUGCAGGGUGCGGCUCAGGGCGUGGUCACCGGGGGCUACUUAGGGCCGCCGGUGCGGGGGACGACGCAAAGGUUAACUGCGAGCUGCCGGGCACUCAGCGCGGGUCAUGGCGUGGAUACUGGACUGCCUUUUCGCCUCGGCCUUUGAGCCCCGCCCCCGCCGUGUGAGUGUCUUGGGAGGAGCCCCAGGACACAACCCCGACCGCAGGACGAAGAUGGUAUCGAUACACAGCCUCUCCGAGCUGGAGCGUCUGAAGCUGCAAGAGACUGCUUACCACGAACUCGUGGCCAGACAUUUCCUCUCCGAAUUCAAACCUGACAGAGCUCUGCCUAUUGACCGUCCGAACACCUUGGAUAAGUGGUUUCUGAUUUUGAGAGGACAGCAGAGGGCUGUAUCACACAAGACAUUUGGCAUUAGCCUGGAAGAGGUCCUGGUGAACGAGUUUACCCGCCGCAAGCAUCUUGAACUGACAGCCAGGAUGCAGGUUGAAGAAGCCACCGGUCAGGCUGCGGGCCGUCGUCGGGGAAACGUGGUGCGAAGGGUGUUUGGCCGCAUCCGGCGCUUUUUCAGUCGCAGGCGGAAUGAGCCCACCUUGCCCCGGGAGUUCACUCGCCGUGGGCGUCGAGGUGCAGUGUCUGUGGAUAGUCUGGCUGAGCUGGAAGACGGAGCCCUGCUGCUGCAGACCCUGCAGCUUUCAAAAAUUUCCUUUCCAAUUGGCCAACGACUUCUGGGAUCCAAAAGGAAGAUGAGUCUCAAUCCGAUUGCGAAACAAAUCCCCCAGGUUGUUGAGGCUUGCUGCCAAUUCAUUGAAAAACAUGGCUUAAGCGCAGUGGGGAUUUUUACCCUUGAAUACUCCGUGCAGCGAGUGCGUCAGCUCCGUGAAGAAUUUGAUCAAGGUCUGGAUGUAGUGCUGGAUGACAAUCAGAAUGUGCAUGAUGUGGCUGCACUCCUCAAGGAGUUUUUCCGUGACAUGAAGGAUUCUCUGCUGCCAGAUGAUCUGUACAUGUCAUUCCUCCUGACAGCAACUUUAAAGCCCCAGGAUCAGCUUUCUGCCCUGCAGUUGCUGGUCUACCUGAUGCCACCCUGCCACAGUGAUACCCUGGAGCGUCUGCUGAAGGCCCUGCAUAAAAUCACUGAGAACUGCGAGGACUCAAUUGGCAUUGAUGGACAGUUGGUCCCAGGCAACCGUAUGACUUCCACUAACUUGGCCUUGGUGUUUGGAUCUGCUCUCCUGAAAAAAGGAAAGUUUGGCAAGAGAGAGUCCAGGAAAACAAAGCUGGGGAUUGAUCACUAUGUUGCUUCUGUCAAUGUGGUCCGUGCCAUGAUUGAUAACUGGGAUGUCCUCUUCCAGGUGCCUCCCCAUAUUCAGAGGCAGGUUGCUAAGCGCGUGUGGAAGUCCAGCCCGGAAGCACUUGAUUUUAUCAGACGCAGGAACUUGAGGAAGAUCCAGAGUGCACGCAUAAAGAUGGAAGAGGAUGCACUACUUUCUGAUCCAGUGGAAACCUCUGCUGAAGCCCGGGCUGCUGUCCUUGCUCAAAGCAAGCCUUUUGAUGAAGGUUCCUCUGAGGAGCCAGCUGUGCCUCCCGGCACUGCCCGUUCCCAUGACGAUGAGGAAGGAGCGGGUAACCCUUCCAUUCCGGAGCAAGACCGCCCAUUGCUCCGUGUGCCCCGGGAGAAGGAGGCCAAAACUGGCGUCAGCUACUUCUUUCCUUAGAUGUUUUUCCUUCUAUAAGGUGCCAGACAGGGGAAAAGGGUGGGGGUACAUCUGGGAUGUCACAGGAAACAUUAAGGAGAGAGUUGAAGGUAAAGAUCUGAAGGUAAGAAGGAGUUCCACCUGAUGCUCGGGUCAGGAUGAGAAUUCCAAACACACUGCCAGCCCCUUCACUGGGGAUGCUUGGUCUCUUCUGCUGGUAAAAGCAGCGAUGUUUCUGUGUCAUGCCCAAGCUCCCCGGUGCUACCUUGCCUUUCUCUUUUACCCCUGAUCUUGGCUUUCUCUCUCUCUCUGCAGACUUUCCUUUAAUUGAUGUGACAUUUGUGGUAAACACCUUUCCCAGGGAACCUCACAAAUCUUGAGAUGCUUUCCCUUCCCCAAAUGGGAUUGCAUGAUUUCCCUGACUUUCCUACCCUCCUCCAGAGAGCUCAGUUGGAAAGGCCCUCAAGAGGCAUGCUAGAACGUUAGGUCAGCCUACUGACAGCUGACAAACAAUUAAUGCGAAAUCAUGUCACACCAACCCAUAGCCGUGUCCACGCAGCAACUCCACCACCUUAGGAUUUCCCCCUCCAAAUUAUUCAGACCAAUGGCUUGCCAAAUGGCCUCUCCCAAAAUUCUGUACAGUUUUGCUCAGGUCACGCCAACAGGGAAACCUCAAGUGUAGAUCUAAUUAGUGUUUCUGGGAUCCAAAGUUAGAGGAAAAAUUAGAUUUUAUUGCCUGGAUCUGCUUUAAAGACAAUUGGUGUUUACACCCUCUUGUCAGCAAAACAGCUAGUUAGGUAAGGACAUAUAGUUCCAAGUAGGUAAAGUCACUUGAUUACAAAUGUUCUUAACUAUCGUCUCUGUAAUUCCUUUAUACAGGACAGUACAAAAUUGUGGGACAUGCUCUGGUAACACACAGAUAUGGGUUGCAUAUGAUCCAGAAUUACAGCUGAUAUUAUGGAUAACAACUGCUAAGGUCCAUAAAAUGAAGACUGUAUUGUAUUGAGGGAUAGAAAUUGAUCAUUUAAUGGGUAACAACUGCUGAGCUCAAAGAUUUGUGAUUGUUAAAACUUCUCUGGCAUUUAAUCAUUAAUAAACAUCUGUAUUGUGACAGCAGCAUA